ACCACUCGAAAGGCGACGGCGCAGCACGCCUAGCCCUCGAACCAUUUAUCGCAGCCGUGUUGCCGUUUUCGCGUCACUCUUCGACGCCCUCAUCCUGUUCCUUUGUGAACGCGCAGUCGGGACGUGCUUCCGCGGUUAGCACGACAGCGGAAUUUAGCGCAGAGCGGUCUUUGCCGGUUGCAUAGCCGUUGGACAUGUCGGUGUCGGCAGCCUCCAUACGGCGCUCCAACCUAGGCGAGGGACCUCACUGGGACCCUGCGUCCAAGACACUUCUCUACGUGGAUGCACCUGUGGGAGACCUGUGUCGGCUGGACGUCGUCACCCGAGACACGACGGGAGUCCACUUUGACGGACUGGUCACCAUCGCUAUUCCGUACAAAUCCGACCCGAACCUGAACGUCAUCACGCUGGACAGGGAACUUCGCAAGUUCGACUGGACCACUUCGCACUCCGAAAGGCUCGCUGAGGUGGACAGCGACAAGCCCACAAACAAAUGCAAUGAUGGAAAAUGCGACGUCACUGGUCGGCUAUGGGUCGGAACGACCGGCAAGCACAACGACGGACAGUUGAUCGAGAAGGAGAACGGUUCCCUGUUCAGCGUCGACCCGGCAUCGUUGAUGGUCACCAGCCACGUGAGCAAGGUCAACCUGUCCAACGGCAUGACCUGGUCACCGGACAAUCGAAGCAUGUUCUACGUCGACUCGUUCGCGCGUACCGUCUACUCGUUCGGCUUCGACGCCACCUGUGGCACGCUGUCAAACAGGCAGGUGCUGGUGGACUUCAACGCAAUGGAAGAGUACAAAGACUGCGGAUAUCCCGACGGAAUGACCGUGGACACGAAUGGCAAGCUGUGGCUUGCCUGCUAUGCCGCAGGAAGAGUCAUCAACAUUGAUCCCGAAACAGGAAAGCUGCUCCGGACCGUUCCUCUCCCUGCGUCGAACACCACGUCAUGCUGCUUCGGCGGCGAGAACUACGACGAGUUGUUCGUCACCUCUGCCUGGAAAGGACUCACGGCGGAAAAGCAUCGUGCCGAACCUCUGGCGGGAUCAGUCUUCAGGAUCACGGACCUGGGAGCCAAGGGUUUCGCGGCGUACGCCUUCAACCGCUAAGCCAACAAUGUGACUAGCUUCCAAAUCAGGGAAGAUUAUACGUUUUAGGCACUGAGUAAUCUAGUUUUGAAUAAAGCACUUGCCUCCAG
Molecule: messenger RNA, 1198 nt
Organism: Rhipicephalus microplus (southern cattle tick)
Lineage: Eukaryota; Metazoa; Arthropoda; Arachnida; Ixodida; Ixodidae
Product: regucalcin-like
Biological process (GO): L-ascorbic acid biosynthetic process
Molecular function (GO): enzyme regulator activity; gluconolactonase activity; calcium ion binding
Source: RefSeq, a predicted model, not a curated record